Molecule: messenger RNA, 1870 nt
Organism: Cladophialophora immunda
Lineage: Eukaryota; Fungi; Ascomycota; Eurotiomycetes; Chaetothyriales; Herpotrichiellaceae
Exons: 2
Coding region: 458-1870 (470 amino acids)
Molecular function (GO): oxidoreductase activity, acting on the CH-OH group of donors, NAD or NADP as acceptor; NAD binding
Source: RefSeq, a predicted model, not a curated record
AGAUAUCGCGAUUCAUUUUCCCGUUCUGACUAGGUUGCCAUUGGGCGAGAGUGGUCUAUUGGUGUCAAGAAUCUCGAGGACCGGCCCAAGACAGGAGGUAUACUUCCCAUCAGAGAUCUGUCCUUGACAGUCUUUCGUCGAGUCAAGAUUGAGUGGGGGGGACAAUUACCUGGAAUCGAGGGUCGAGAGAAAGGGAGGAAGAAAGAAACCAGUCAAGGUUCGUGAGCGAGGGACAAUAUAACGACUUCUCGCGAGUGAGGCUGCGCCAUACUUUGGAGCGACUUGAGCGAGACCAGCAGCCUCCUCAAUCUGCCCUCCCACACGGCCUUUCAACGGCAGGUCUGCAUGCUCUUGGCGAGCUGGUUGCUUCUUCAUCGGUCCAGUCUGUGAGACCUCUGCCUCGGAACGCCGACUACCACGACUAUUCAAUCCACGCCGGGUUGGUCAUGGUUCGUGGAUGAAAAGGACAUUGCGACUCUCCGGGACAACAGCAUCGACACAGACAAGGACAAUCCACAGAUUUUCGGAGCAGCGUCGUGCACCAACAGCACUUGCUUUCAGGGUCACAUUUGUGUGCAAGAGCAGGUCAUCCGGCCACUCGCUGACGACUUGGACCAGAAGAUUCACUGCGGCAGAUUCACUUGGUCGGUUGGGCAUCGCUGCCAACGAAAACAACUACUACUACUCCUCCUCACUCUUCCGUCACCGUCCUUCCAUCAGACUCGGGCAACGACACCUUCUCCCACCCAGAUCAUCACCCUUCAGAACCUUCACCAUGGCCGCCAACGGCACCUCCACCUCCACCUCCACGCCGCUCUUCAGCCCUGGCCGCCUGCCUCCCGGCAAGGACAAGCACCACAUCGUCGUGCUCGAAGGCAUCCACGCGCGCAUGCCCAGCUUCGACUUCCCGCACACGAUCGACGUGUACCAGCGCACGCCGCCGGCCGAGGUGGGCGAGCGCAUCAAGGACGCGACCAUCGUCAUCGCGUGCGUGGUGCCCGUGACGCCGGCCGACAUGGACCGGGCGCCGCACCUGGGCGUCCUGGCCGUCAUGGCCGUGGGCAUCUCGUGGGUGGACAAGCAGGACUGCGCGCGCCGCGGCGUCACCGUGACCAAGUGCCCCGCCGGCAACGUCGACGCCGUCACCGAGCACUUCCUGGGCCUGUACUUCGCGGCGCGCAAGCGCGUGGUGCAGGUGCACAACACCAUGACCACGACCGCCGAGUGGCUCGACAAGGGCACCCUCACCAAGCUGUGGCCCGCGGGCCCGCCCCUGGGCUGCCGCCAGGAGACGCUGGGCAUCAUGGGCUACGGCACGCUGGGCACGCGCCUCCACAAGCUCGCCCACGCCGUCGGCUUCGGCGACGUGCUGGUCAGCGAGCGCAAGAACGCCCCCGCCGUCCGCCCCGGCCGCGUGUCCUUUGACGAGGUCCUCGCGCGCGCCACCGUCGUCGGCGUGUGCCUGCCCAAGGACCACGACACGGUCGACCUGAUCGGCGAGAAGGAGCUGCGCACCAUGCGCCCGGACGCCCUGAUCGUCAACGUCGCGCGCGGCGGCAUCGUCAACGAGCACGCCCUCGCCCGUGCCCUGAGGGAGGGCUGGAUCGCCGGCGCCGCCACCGACGUCUUGGAGACCGAGCCCGCGGGCCCGGGCACGAGUCCACUGAUCCCGGACCUGGCCAAGGGGGAAGACGAGGUGCCGAACCUGACCAUUUCAUCCCACAUCGCGUGGUUCACCCAGUCCACGAUCCAGAACUACCAGCGCCUCCUCAAGGAAGGCAUCGAGGGCUGGGUCGCCGGCACGCUGCAGGAGGCCGCGGACAAGGUGCACAAGGUCGUCGUGGUGCAUAACGGGCGCAUCUGGAACUGA